Messenger RNA from Harpegnathos saltator (Jerdon's jumping ant), 1793 nucleotides. Its product is annotated as coilin. Lineage: Eukaryota; Metazoa; Arthropoda; Insecta; Hymenoptera; Formicidae. Gene Ontology annotation, cellular component: Cajal body. The transcript has 7 exons. Bases 228 to 1733 code for a protein of 501 amino acids. Gene Ontology annotation, biological process: spliceosomal snRNP assembly. The record is from RefSeq and is a predicted model, not a curated record. Gene Ontology annotation, molecular function: U1 snRNA binding; U2 snRNA binding.
CUGGCUUUACUGUGGUUAAUUUAUAAGAGGCUGGUUAUUCCAUCGGAAUUGACCAAUGGCGUUUGUCAAUUUCAAUUUACGACGAAUACGAUUGCCGUUGUAGAAUGACCUUAUUGGAAUGACCGUUUGAGUUAAGCCAAUGAAUGCCGGGAGUGACAUUGGUGUAUAUACAGCACGUGAAUUCGAGUCGAGCAACGUGAUCGCAACGUUAGUAGUUACGUCGAGUAAUGAGCGACAACGAAGUUUUGACAAUCGCGUUAGUAUUUCGCCGAUCGCGCAUUUCGGUUUUGAAGCUUCGUAAUCGCAAAGAUAUCACAAUGCCGCGCUCACAUUUUCGACUGAAAGUUGACUUGUCCAAGUUUUUUAACGAUGCGCGUCGGAUCUGUUGGAUUUUUGUUGAUUUAACAAAAUUUCAACAUGUUAUUCAUGUCAAACAACACAUCACUAAGAUAUUUGGCAUAAGAGAACCGUUUCAUUUGUUGUUGAACGAUGCCGAAUAUCUACCACCGAUGGAGGAUAUUCGCAUUCUCAUCGAAAAUGAGACAAUCAAAGUAAUCCCUGGAUCUGGCAUACAAAAUGAAGUUUUAAAUGCAGUAGUUACUGUACCAGAUACUAAUAAUAACAAAAAUUUCUCUAAGACUAAAGCAUAUAACAAUAUUUCACAUAAUAAGGUUGUCGAAACAACAGAUGCUACGACUGAGAAAAUAGAAAUAAAUACAAGUAAUGGAUUAGAUGUAUCUGAAGAUCCUUUGAAUUAUACAGAUUCAGCUUUGAUAUAUAAUAAUACAGCAAAUGCAAUGUUUACUACUGCAAUUGAUGAUAUAGAAGCAGACGCAGAUUCAAAGGUUAUGGAGUAUAGUAAUAUAAGUGAAAGUUGUAAUACAAUAGAUUCUGCUACAAAGAGAAAGCGAGUUCGAAAACGUAAACCAAGAAAUAAUAAUCCUCAAGAAACUAACCUUGAUAACAAGCACAACAGCCUUGAAGUAUCAUCUUCAGAUACAAAAGAAGAGAGUAAAUCGAAGAAACCAAAAAUUAUUAACUCUCUGACUAUACCCACUGGAAAACAUAUAAGAUUCAGUGAUACUGAACAAAAGGAGAAUCAUGUUAAUAAACUUGAGAUAGCAAAUGAUUCUGUAGAAUUUCAUACGAGCAAAUUAACAUCCAAGGGUCUCUCUACACUUUUAGCGUUAGGACAAAGUUCUACUCCAAUAACAUUUACGAAAAAAAUAAAAGAUAAUAGUAAGACAGAAAACUUCCAAACACCUAUAAUAUCUGCGAUAGAAGUUGAUAUGGAAAGCCCGACGGAAGAAAAGGCAAAGUGUAUCAAACAUUUGAAAAAAACUAAAAGUGACAAUAGUAUAGAGAAGAGUGUAUGUACCAUAGACAUUAGUAGAAAGAUGUAUGCUCAUAAAGAUUUGUUAAAUUUGCCACUCGAAAAUUUUCCAGUUAUGACUAGAAAGCCACGUGUUGGAGAUAUUAUUAGUUUUAAGACUUUAAAACUUGCUGAUGACUAUACACCUCAGAUAUCCAAUUUUAUUAUAGGCGAGGUAUUAAGUUCCUGUACAGAUUCUGCAACAUAUAUUUUUAAGAUAAUCAAAGGUUUAGAGGAGAUUGAGGUGCCAUCAGGCAAAUUUUCUGUCUCGGAGGAAGAUGAGUCUGUUUGUCAAGAUAAUAAUAUAUCGUUUAAUUUUUCGCAAAUAAGAGAACCUCGUCUGAUUACAAAAUAUUUAUAGUGUUUUAUCUUAAAGACUUAUUUUUAUGUUCUAUUCUAUAAUAUAACUAUGUGCAUAUUA